AUUUGUUCGUAACAUUGAAAUAAAGUGGUCUCCCUGCUGUGUCACACACACUCUCUGAUUAUCCAUCUCCAUCCCCUCACAUUCGCCUCCAGUCUGUCGGGUUUCAACAAUCAAAUCAACCACCAUCAUUCACUGCCGCUGCCCACCAUGACAGCCACCAACACUGAUCCUCUCCCCUCCCGGAUCCUCGCCGGCGUAUCAAUCCCCGACACCCCCCUCAUCGCCAAGGCCCUCGAGUUCGCGCGCGCCCACAGCGACGACUUCGCCUACAACCACAUCAUCCGCUCCAUGCUUUUGGGGUUCAUCAUCAGCGCUAAGAUCCCGUCCAUCGCCGAUCGCGACCUCGAGGUCCACGCCGUCGCGGCCCUUCUGCACGACAUCGGCUGGGACCCAACCGGCGAGCUGGUGUCGGAGGAUAAGCGCUUCGAGGUCGACGGCGCGAAUGCCGCGCGGGACUUCCUCCAUCGCGAGGUCCCGCACUGGGAUAAGCAUCGCGUGCAGCUGGUCUGGGAUGCGAUCGCGUUGCAUACUAUUGGCUCGGUGGUGUUCUAUAAGGAGGCGGAGGUGCAGGCGUCCAGUUAUGGGAUUUGGGCCGAUUUUCAGGGGCCGGAUCGCGUGCAGGGGGGCUUGUUGACGUGGGAGGAGUAUAAUAAGGUUGUGGAGGAGUUUCCGAGGUUGGAGCUGAUGGCGAACUUGAAGAAGGUGAUGUGUCACUUGUGUGUUACGAAGCCGCAGACGACUUAUGAUAAUACUGUUGGAGAGUGGGGUGAUAAGUAUGUUGAUACUUAUGAUCGCAAGGGGAAGCUGACCCAGGAUCUGUUGGAUACGUGCGAUCUCGACUCGAGGUAGUCGUGGAAUAGCGUUGCUUUUCAUCGUGGCUUCAUGAAUUACGAUUAGCUAGGAGGAUCAACUGGAGACUUUACGAACGAUUGUGAAAGGUCACUUUUAGUCAUUAGUUUACGAAUAAUUAUAACGAUCAAU
This is a messenger RNA of Pseudogymnoascus verrucosus, 981 nucleotides long. RefSeq lists its product as uncharacterized. The transcript has a single exon. The record is from RefSeq and is a predicted model, not a curated record. Lineage: Eukaryota; Fungi; Ascomycota; Leotiomycetes; Thelebolales; Thelebolaceae. Bases 148 to 849 code for a protein of 233 amino acids.